GCCGACGGCUCGUUGCAGCCGCGCUGCUUUCUGUCCUGGGCCCUGGGCGCCAUGGUGCUCUCGGGUUUGCAUUAUGUUGAGCUCGUGCUCCUGGCAGCCGCCGGCAUUUGCGGGACCGUGACGGCCGCGUCGAUGGCCUGGAUCCAGGUCUUCUUCAGGGGCAGCUGUCCCCUGUAUGGAGGGAUAGCUGUCAUGAAUGGCCCCUCCCUGGCUUUAUCCUGUCCCUCAGCUUCAUCCCUUUGCUACUUUGUGACUGGGACUAAUGGCUUCCUGGCCCUCUACUGCCUCCUGCUUCUGAUCAUCUGCAGCUGCAUCAAGAAGUCCCACAGUGAUCCAAUACAGGUCUACACUGGAUUGACCAUCUCAGCGAUUGCAGUCUUCCUGGUCUUAGUGGCUGCCUGUGUCCUUCGAUAUGGCACCAGUUAUCUCUGUGACUCCAUCGUCUCCCUGAUCCAUGCAAAUAGCUGUUCUGAAGCCCAGAAAAUUCCAUGGACACCCUCUGGAAUGACUCUGCAGUUUUACUCCAACCUCCAUAAUGCCGAAGUGAGACCCAGAUAUCUCUUCUUGGGUGAAUCUGGUAUUGUGGUGUGUGGUCCUUGUGCUCCAGAUCAUGCAGUGUGGUCUCAAAUCCAUGGAAUACCAGCCUUUGGAACCUCUGGAGACAAAUUUUCAAUCCAGCUGACCUGUGAAGCCCACCUAUGGAGGAGCCCGCCGGUGGAGCUGGAUAUGAGACUUUGAAGAGGAUUGGUGCUAAAUGGACCGAGCCACACCUUUGAAUUUCUGGUCACCCGAGUGCUUUCUGCAGCCAGACUCUACCGCCCAAGUGCCUGAAAUCCUCGUUUGUGCCAAGAGCCUCCAUUUUUCCCUCAGAAGGGAAACAUGACAUUCUCCCUUCUAAUAGCUGUCUUGUAAUAAAAUAUUACAUUGCCUACUUCAUCCUGAUACUCAUAUUGGUACUAAGGCAAAUAAGAUGGAAAGAAUGCAGGCGUUAAAAAGGCAUGCAGGGACC
Messenger RNA from Perognathus longimembris pacificus (Pacific pocket mouse), 1009 nucleotides. It is a transcript of the gene Tmem179b, whose product is annotated as transmembrane protein 179B. The record is from RefSeq and is a predicted model, not a curated record. NCBI's taxonomy places the organism in Eukaryota, Metazoa, Chordata, Mammalia, Rodentia, Heteromyidae. The coding region runs from base 52 to 738 and encodes 228 amino acids. The transcript has 5 exons.